Colletotrichum acutatum is the source of this 612-nucleotide messenger RNA. RefSeq lists its product as uncharacterized. The record is from RefSeq and is a predicted model, not a curated record. NCBI's taxonomy places the organism in Eukaryota, Fungi, Ascomycota, Sordariomycetes, Glomerellales, Glomerellaceae. The coding region runs from base 48 to 509 and encodes 153 amino acids. The transcript has a single exon.
CAUGUCGAUAAUUGGCAUCUAAUAUUGCCUGACCCGCGGGACAGAGGAUGAUGCAUGUACGAAUAUCUGUAGGUGGCAUCCUUUGCACGGCGUAUUCCUUCCGUCAUCUCGUGUUUAUAGCAACGCCAUGUGUGCUCCUUGCGACCCGUACAACGCUAACGGUUGAUCAAUGUGUCCUCGGAAUAUUGACUUUGACGGUCGGCUCUCUUGGUCACCGAGGAUGCGUAGGUUCGUUCCGAGUAACGCAAGUAGGGAUGUCGUGUCGACUUGGAGGUGGUGGUCGCCGAGACUCAAAGACUCUCCCCGGAGCUUGUGGUGUUAGCCUGGUGUCUCUGAUUCCGAAAGACGUUUGGUCAGAUGGGCUGUAUGCCGGCCGGGACUUGCAAUGCUCUAAGAACCAGCCAAACGGAACCUGCCAUGCUCUUCUUCUCCUUGGCACACCUGUGCUGAUGCGGGUUGCAAGCGUCAUCUCGUCUUUGGACCCGCGUGCGUGCCAUUGCUUCGAAUGAAGCAGUCCGUAAGUGAGACUCGACCAAGGUGGUUGUUAGCACGGGGCAGAGAAGCCCCCAAGCCCCUUGUUCUACGAGCACACACAUUGCAUGCUUUCGUUUG